CCGGUCCGGUCUAAACCACUAGCAUUAUAAAAUGUGGCUACACCUGUGACGUCACUGAAUUAGCAACCAUGUGGAGAGUAGAGGCAGCGCGAAUUUUAUCCUUGUGCUUACCUACCUUUUGCGUGAUAUUCUGCCUUAUUACUGGUACCAUUGCAAUAUCAUGCCACGUCUGUAACUCUAACGCGGACACGGCAUGUGGUGAAACACUGAGCGGGGACUUCAGCAAGGCGUGUGCUUCUAACGGUAUAGGCUGCAGAAAGGCCGUCAUAGAGGACCAAUUCUACGGUAACCUGGUAGUCAGAAGCUGCUAUAACAAUACCUACCACAACCACACCAAACUCUUUGGAAACUUCACCCGUGACACUUGUACCGAGUCCCGCGAUCUGCUAGAAUGUAUCUGUGACACGGAUAAUUGUAAUGGCGCUUCGUUUCCAUGGCAACCAAUCAGUUCGACCCUUGCAUUGGUUGUUGGACUAUCCAUAGCCUCUAAACUGUUUCAUUGAGGUAUCAUAAAAAUAAAAUCGUUACAAACAAAUAUA
Messenger RNA from Magallana angulata, 539 nucleotides. RefSeq lists its product as uncharacterized. The record is from RefSeq and is a predicted model, not a curated record. Gene Ontology annotation, biological process: regulation of synaptic transmission, cholinergic; sleep; positive regulation of voltage-gated potassium channel activity. The transcript has 3 exons. Bases 69 to 503 code for a protein of 144 amino acids. NCBI's taxonomy places the organism in Eukaryota, Metazoa, Mollusca, Bivalvia, Ostreida, Ostreidae.